ACCAGAAAAUACUUUGUACAUCGGACCUAAAGUGCAUUACAUAAAAAAAGCUGUCUUCACCGAUUCAAACUUCACCUGGUGGCGGAAAUUUGCUUGGCUUUCGUACCAGAGUCGGAAGUUAGGGACGAAAGUAAAAAGUCCCACUCUCAAUCUAUGAAGUAAUGUCUGGGUCGAGCUGGUUAAAUGUGACCGAGUUAACGAGUCAGGAAUCACUCUUCGCUACAGCUCGCGCACUUAGCUUCGCAACCGUAAAACAUCCACAGAUUUGCAAUAGAACUCGUUGUUCUCAUGGAGACCAGAGAGAGUGGGGGAAAUAGCGAAGCUAAACCUUGCCUGUCUAAAGAGUCAUGGUAUGACAGUUCUGGUGAAAUGAUGGAUAAUGUGCGUCUUUGGAUCCUUUCAAUGGUAUCACUAAGAUACGCUGCUCAUUUUGAGAUCCACCCUGCUGUGGAGCAGGAUCAUCAAGUUGUCAUUUCAGAACAUGAAAGUGGUAGUGUUCUGGACAUAAACGAGGAACUAAAUAGAACAAGCAAAGAGAACGACCAGAGAGAACAACAAAGACAUCACAGAGUGUUGUUACAGAAGAAUUUACGAAGAGAGUUGAGGAGGUCAUCAAAAAAACACAACCAGGCUCAGAAGAAGAAAUAUUUUUAAUGUUUUCCAAAUC
This is a messenger RNA of Pocillopora verrucosa, 667 nucleotides long. Lineage: Eukaryota; Metazoa; Cnidaria; Anthozoa; Scleractinia; Pocilloporidae. The record is from RefSeq and is a predicted model, not a curated record.